AUGUGUCUCUUUUGCCACACUUUCUGCUCAAGCCCAUGGGCUUUUUGCCUAGUCGACCCUGUUGAAAAGAAGCAAGUGACAGCUUACGUAGAUCUCCUGCCAGGGAGGCCGGCUGCGUCAAUGGCGUCUUCCCACUUUCCACAAAUCCCUAAAAGCUCUUCGUUUUCUCCCAGUUCUGCCAGUCUUUUCUUCUCUCCUGCCCUCCCUUCUUGCCUCUUCCUCUUCUCGUUCUCGAUUAAUUUACAUCCAUACCCGCCGGACUGUACUUUCCUACAGUACUUCCGUUCUCCCUUCCCCUUCAAUCGCCCCAACUUCCUCUCGGACAGCAAUUGUGCCCAUCCACAUGUCUAUCUACCCACUCAUACAAGCGCCUCAGUCUCCCAUCUAUGCAUUUAUCCACCGAGUCCCGUGUGUCUGUCCCUCCGGCACACUUACAUUUCGUAG
Messenger RNA from Protopolystoma xenopodis, 444 nucleotides. The record is from the annotation of a GenBank genome assembly. Lineage: Eukaryota; Metazoa; Platyhelminthes; Monogenea; Polystomatidea; Polystomatidae.